Laetiporus sulphureus 93-53 is the source of this 1127-nucleotide messenger RNA. RefSeq names its product P-loop containing nucleoside triphosphate hydrolase protein. Gene Ontology annotation, cellular component: cytoplasm. The record is from RefSeq and is a predicted model, not a curated record. NCBI's taxonomy places the organism in Eukaryota, Fungi, Basidiomycota, Agaricomycetes, Polyporales, Laetiporaceae. Bases 56 to 1033 code for a protein of 325 amino acids. The transcript is spliced from 4 exons.
GCUCCAUGACAUACACACAUCCCGUUCCUUUACUUUGCAACUGCUCAAAUUAAUGAUGAAACGAGGAGGGGAUUUCAAGUCUGUAGUUGAGCCCAUUGCCGUACGCCACAUGCGACAGCAUGUAUUGGCUCAACUGUCUGAACACAGAGCGCGUUUUCCCACUCAAAAACGCGCUCCUCCGUUGAUGGUCGGUGUGCAAGGCCCCCAAGGGAGCGGCAAAACGCUCCUUACUACACAUCUCCUCAAUACCCUUACCUCUGCUCCGGACUCGCUCUCACUGGCAGUGCUAUCCAUCGAUGAUCUCUAUCUUCCUCAUUCCCAGUUAGUCGCCGUGGCCGCCGCAAAUCCGGACAAUCGUCUACUUCGAGGACGAGGCCAGCCAGGAACGCAUGAUUUGGUCACAGCCUCCAAAGUGCUCAGAGAGCUCAAAGAAAUCAACGAUGAUGCACGAGAGAGCCAUACGACAGUUGUUAUUCCUCGAUUUGACAAGAGCCUGUAUGGCGGGGAAGGAGAUCGUGUAGACUCUGGCACCAUUGUCCAUUCGCCUCUCGACGUAGUGAUACUGGAGGGCUGGUGUGUCGGAUUCUACCCCAUUUCGACCGAAGAAAUCGAGCGACGGUGGGGCCUUCCGGUGAAGGGGCUGGGCGAAAAUUUCUUCGGAGCGCAUGGUUUCACAAGGCAAGACAUUAUAGGCGUGAAUGAGCGGCUCAAAGAAUACGUCGAUUUGUGGAAUUAUCUGGGCGCUUUCAUACAAAUUAAACCCGAAGAGUCGCAUCCAUACACUCACAUCUAUAAAUGGCGGUUACAGCAAGAACAUUAUAUGAAGUCAUCAAACGGUGGUCGCGGCAUGGCGGAUCAUCAAGUAACAGACUUUGUUGACCGUUAUAUCCCAGGCUAUGUCUUUUUUGGGGAUGGAGUUACUAAGGGCGGAUUGGAUGCUCAUCUAGAGUGGCGGCAACCUAGGUGGUUGCAGCAUGGCCUCGUUAUAGAAAUAGACGAGAAUCGGCAUGUGGUUCAUACAAGCUCGUUCUGAUUGUACGUUCCAUGUGUAAUUCUUCUCGCGUUGACCAAAUCCCGGUUUCCAGUUGUAAAUCAUGCCGCCCUGCUUGAUAGAACGUGCUGUGCUC